This is a messenger RNA of Neoarius graeffei (lesser salmon catfish), 1140 nucleotides long. RefSeq names its product craniofacial development protein 2-like. Lineage: Eukaryota; Metazoa; Chordata; Actinopteri; Siluriformes; Ariidae. The record is from RefSeq and is a predicted model, not a curated record. Bases 1 to 1140 code for a protein of 379 amino acids. The transcript has a single exon. Gene Ontology annotation, molecular function: catalytic activity.
AUGGCAGACAGAAGUAACACUAGGGUUAGAGUCCCUAAUGUAGCUCCCACCACAGACCGAGAUCCAAUAGGAUCAAAUGAUGACUUGUCCCCAAACCCGCAAGGAAGGAACAAGCCUGGCAGAGGUACCUGUAUGGGGAGAAGACUUAUCAAUUGCAGGAACAUCACAACAAUAUCAACACUUAAUGUCAGAACCAUAAAAGAAGCAAGAUAUAGAAAGGAGCUGGCAACCAACCUGAGCUUGUAUGGAAUUGAUGUUCUGGGAAUCCAGGAACACCGCAUUGUGCAUGAGGAAGUGGUCAGGUAUGAAGACAUCAAUGGCGGCAUGCUCAUAACAACAUCUGCAACUAGAAAUCAGGCUGGAGCUGCUGUUGGAGGGGUAGGGAUUCUGCUCAGCUCUAAAGCAAGCUUUCAAGGGAAUCUGGCAACAACCAUCACUGUCACCUACUGUCCAACCAACACGGCAGAUGAAGACAUAGUGAAAGCCCACUACGAUGACCUGGUGAGGGCCAUUGAAUCCAUUCCAUCUCACAACCUACUGCUGGUUGUAGGGGACUUCAAUGCAAGAAUAGGACCAGAGGAUGCCAAAUUCACAUUCCAUAAAGAAACAAAUAGGAAUGCUAGACAGCUGCUGGACCUGGCAAGCGAGAAGGAUCUAGUCAUUUCUAGCACCUACUUCCGCAAGAAAGCAGGAAAGCUCUGGACCUUCAUCAGCCCAGGAGGCAUCAAGUAUCAGCUAGACUACGUGUUAAUACAUAGAAAGUGGUGCAACAGCAUGCUGAACGUGGAGGCAUACAACUCCUUUGCAAGUGUCGGCUCGGACCACAGAAUCAUAUCUGCCAGGGUGAGACUCAGCUUGCAGAAAAAGAAAGCAGAGUCAAGAAAAAGACAGGACAACUGGAACUUGUUUAAGAGCAGAAGAGACAUACAGGAGCUGUAUACGAUUGAAGUACACAACAGGUUUCAACCACUACAGGAACUAGAUGAAUCUGCUACAGACAGGUACAGGAGGUUCAUCAAAGCCACUGAGGAGGCAGCAGAGAAGGUGGUCCCAAUUAGGAACAGGGGAAGAAAGACAAGGCACUCAGAGGACUCAAGGGUGACACAUGCUAGAGACGAGUUGAAUAGGGUGUAUGAAUGA